Messenger RNA from Lachnellula hyalina, 6894 nucleotides. RefSeq names its product Reducing polyketide synthase. Gene Ontology annotation, biological process: secondary metabolite biosynthetic process; fatty acid biosynthetic process. The transcript has 12 exons. The record is from RefSeq and is a predicted model, not a curated record. Gene Ontology annotation, molecular function: oxidoreductase activity; fatty acid synthase activity; 3-oxoacyl-[acyl-carrier-protein] synthase activity. Lineage: Eukaryota; Fungi; Ascomycota; Leotiomycetes; Helotiales; Lachnaceae. The coding region runs from base 1 to 6894 and encodes 2297 amino acids.
AUGUCACCUUCCGCGACAACCACGCUCCCGGUGGACGAGGGCACCAACGGUUCUGUUGGGGUUACUCCAGAUACUCAUAACAACGGUUAUGUAAACAGUGCUACGAACGGUCAAUCGAAUGGAAAUGGUCCGUCUAAUGGACAACGCGAAGAUCCGACCCUUUACACAACUGGUUAUACCCACGGCUACACAACAGGCUACAUCAGCGGGUUCGCCCAGUCAGACACACCGCAGCAGAUGCCUAUCGCCAUUGUAGGCAUGUCAUGCCGCCUGCCUGGAAAUGUCACUACUCCCGAUGAAUUCUGGGAGUUGUGUUCCCGAUCUCGGACUGGGUGGUCAGAGAUUCCUAAGGAGAGGUUUGACAACAAAAGUUUUUUCCAUCCAAACCCUGGAAAGAGCGGUUGCCAAAACACUAUCGGCGGCAAUUUUCUCAAGGAAGAUCUAGGAUUAUUCGAUGCCCCGUUCUUCAGUCUCACGGCUCAAGAGGCGAUCUCAAUGGACCCCCAAGCCCGCAUACUACUGGAAUGCACUUUUGAGGCCCUUGAUAGCGCAGGCAUUCCGAAACACGAAAUAGUAGGGAAAGAGGUGGGAGUAUUCAUAGGCAGCUCGAUCUCUGAAUACGAGGCACAGUUAUUCGCAGACUCGGAGUCUAUUCCUAUGUAUCAAGCUAGCGGCUGCUCCAUGGCAAUGCAAGCGAAUAGAAUUUCCCAUUACUUUGACUUGCGGGGUCCAAGUUUUACGAUGGAUACGGCUUGUUCUUCCAGUUUAGUUGCCAUACAUCAGGCUUGCCAAAGUAUACGGAACGGCGAGUCCAAAGUAGCACUGGUCGGUGGAUGCCAUCUGAAUAUGCUACCCGAAAUGUGGAUCUCGAUGUCAAUGUCACGCCUUUUCGCCGAAGAGGGAAGGUCGUUCUCCUUUGAUAACCGCGGGACAGGAUACGGUCGUGGGGAAGGUUGUGGCAUGGUAGUGUUGAAGCCUUUAGACCAAGCGCUAAAGGACAACGACACAAUCAGAGCUGUCAUAGCCGGUAGUGGUAUCAACCAAGAUGGCAAAACUCCUGGUAUCACUAUGCCAAGUGGCGAAGCACAAGAGUCCCUUAUUCGAGCUGUCUAUAGAACAGCUGGGAUCAAUCCAAAGGACACUGGAUAUAUCGAAGCACACGGAACGGGGACGAAAGUUGGGGAUCCUAUCGAGGCCACUGCGUUGCAUAACGUAUUUGGUGAAGACCGGACAGCUAGGAAACCGUUAUUCCUAGGUUCCUUGAAGUCUAAUAUUGGCCAUUUAGAGGCUGCUUCUGGUAUCGUAUCGGUAAUCAAGACUGCAAUGAUGCUAGAGCGCGGUUUCAUAUUGCCGAACUACGAUUUCAAGAAACCGAACGAGAAAAUUCCCUUUUCUAAGUGGGGCUUAAAGGUACCUGUCAGCCAGGCCCCAUGGCCGAGAGCAAAGCGCUUUGCAAGCGUAAAUAAUUUUGGAUUUGGUGGCACAAAUGCCCACGCCGUCCUAGAACGGGCACCUUUCUCGAAAAAGAAUGAGGCGGAGGUUGUUGAUCCUCUUGAUUUUCAGUCUAGAAGGUUGUUUGUUCUCUCAGCCAACGACAAGACUGCUUUGGAAGCUAUGAUGAAAAACAUGGGCAUUUAUUUGGAGCAGAGACCAGAAAUAUUCCAAAGCGACCUAAUGGCAAAUGUCGCAUAUACCCUUGGACAACGACGGUCAUUCAUGCAGUGGCGAGUUGCCAUAUCAUCUCCAACAUCUUUCGAGCUCAUCGAAACGCUGAACAGUGGAAAGAUCUCCCCUUCCAGAGAAACCGAGACUAGGAUUGGCUUCAUAUUCACUGGUCAAGGAGCUCAAUGGAAUGCCAUGGGCCAUGAACUCAACAAGGACGCCAAAACAUCAGCCGUCAAUGAGGCUCAUGUCAGUCAACCUGCAUGCACAGCUAUUCAGAUUGCAUUGACCGAUCUGCUACAAUCAUGGGGUGUGUCUCCUACUGCAGUUGCUGGCCACUCGAGUGGAGAGAUCGCUGCCGCAUACGCUGCCGGUAUUUUGCCGCUUGAUUCAUGCAUGGCAAUUUCCUACCAGCGAGGUAUGUCCAUUGUGAGCCUGAAGAAGAAGUUUCCCGACCUCAAGGGAACGAUGAUGGCUGUUGGGGGCAGCAAAGAGGAAAUUUUACCUCUCAUCUCAGAAUUGAAGACGAAAGAAGUCAGAAUUGCUUGUUUCAACAGUCCAUCUAGUUUGACAUUAUCCGGCGACGUGUCGGCAAUUGAGGAACUUCAAACAAAGAUUGAGCAGAAACAGGUCUUCAACAGGAAGCUCCAAGUCGACGUAGCUUAUCAUUCUCAUCACAUGAAGUUGAUCGCCGAGGAAUACCAAGAGUCGCUUCAAACACUCGUUCCGCCUAAAUCUACAAACGUCAAGUUCUACUCUGCCCUGCUUGGGCAUCUUGUUGACGGUGCCAAACUCCAACCUUCCUACUGGGUUGAUAACCUGACACAAUCUGUGCGAUUCUCCGAGGCGUUAACAGCUAUGUGUGCCCCUGCCGAUGGUCACAAAACUGGUGUCAACAUGCUUGUUGAACUUGGUCCACACUCUGCACUCGCAGGACCUGUGAAACAGAUUCUAAAGACAUGUGGGCCUAAUGCAAUGAAGAUACCCUAUGUAUCAGCUCUGUUGAGAAACAAAGAUGCCGUUGAGACAGCUGUGAACAUGGCAGGCACUCUCUUUGUUAAAGGAGCGAAGCUGGACCUUGGUGCGGUCAAUUUCCCAAGGCCAAGAAAGCCGCCCACGCUAUUGGUUGAUCUUCCUCGGUACCCUUGGAAUCACAACACUAAAUACUGGCAUGAAUCUCGGAUGACCCAGAAGCAAAGAAAUAGGUCUACACCACGGAAUGAUAUUCUCGGGUCACUUGCAGUUUACUCUAAUGACUUGGAACCAACAUGGAGAAACACAAUUCGCGUUGACGACCUCCCAUGGCUCCGACAUCACCAGAUUCAAGGCUUGACACUCUUCCCAAUGUCUGGUUUCAUCGCAAUAGCUGUAGAAGCUGCAUCUCAAAGAGCCGCUUCUAAUGGUACUGAUUUCGACAAGUUCGUUCUCCGUGACGUUUCCGUUCACGCACCACUCAUGAUCACCGAUAAAGAUGUUGAAACAACAAUUCAACUUCGUCCGUUCCAGGAGGGUACCCUUGUCUCAUCUGAGGUUUGGGACGAAUUUCGAAUUCAUUCUUGGGCCGAGGGCCAAGGUUGGACGGAACACUGCAAAGGUCUUGUCGCCGUGAAAAGCAACAAGUCUGAGGAAUUCGACGGUGCUAGAAUCGCCCAAGAUUCCGAAAAGUUGCUGCGCUCAACCAUAUUGGAAGUCAACAGCGCAGAAACCACCUCUGUAGACAAGAAGGUGAUGUACGAGUCUCUUUCAGAGCUCGGCGUUUCUUAUGGGCCUACUUUCCAGGUGGAAAAUUGCAAAGCAAAUGACAGUUGUUCUACGGCACAAAUGACAGUUGCAGAUACGGCCCAGGAAAUGCCACAGGGGUUUCAAACAGGCGUGGUUAUUCACCCGGCGUUUCUUGAACAACUGAUUGAGAUGUACUGGCCCAUUCUAGGCGCAGGUCGAACGUCCGUCAACACCGUUUAUCUUCCUUCUUCCAUUGGCCGUUUGAGUAUCUCGCGAGAUAUCACUGAGCUUUUCGAAAGGCCAGGGAAUACCCUCCGCGCUUUCUGCAAAGGCGCUGCCCCCCUGUUACACCCAAAGCCAACACAGGUAUCAAUGUUUGCUACCGCUGGUGAUGAUUCUGCGGAGGCACUCAUUACGCUAGAUGAUUUGACGAUUUCACCGAUCCUAGAGCGAGGCUUAGCGUCAGAAGCUGACGCCUACAGGGAGCUCUGCUAUAAGCUUGAUUGGGAACCGAUUCUUCAACCAGUGUCGGAUGAAUCAUCGAACAACUCUUCCCCUGAGCUCUCGAACGGUACGUCGAACGGGAACCAUGUGAACGGAACUUCCAAUGGCGUGGUGAAAGAACCGAAACUCUCGGGCGAAGACAGCAAGGAGGAAACCAAUGGGGUUUCUGAGAAAGUUAAUGGGUCUGCAAUCCCAGAACCCAAUGGAAGAAUCUCCAACGGACCCUCCAACGGGAUUUCAAGCGAUUCAUCUGCGAAUGCAGAUGAACCAGCUGCCUUCCCCGAAACCAAAAUUGUGAUUGUCCAUGGAGAAUCAGACUCUCAAAAGCUGCUAGCAGCGAAAUUGGCAGAUAUUUUGGAGCUUUCCACCGGGAGGAGACCUGUUGCUGGCACUCUCGCGGAGACCGAUUCCAGUGACAAACUAUGUCUAUUCAUUUCAGAGCUAGACAAGCCUCUGCUCUCGAAUCUCUCGGAAAGCGACUUCCUCGCCCUGCAGAAGACAUUGACGACCGUCCAGGGGGUACUUUGGAUCGUUAGAGGAGCAUAUGCAGCAUCUGUGAACCCCGAUGCAAAUAUGGUCGCAGGGUUGAGUAGAAGCAUUCGCUCCGAGACGCUCCUUAAGUUUGCAACAUUGGAUUUGGAUUCCAAGACUCCACUUUCCGAUGAGCUUACAGUGAAGGCGAUUCUCGAUGUCUUCAAAGCUGCGUUUGGUUCUAAAGCAGAGACGAACGGCGAGUUGGAAUUCAUGGAAAGACAAGGUUCAUUUUUCACACCGAGAAUAAUCAACGACGCCGAAAUGAACGAGUAUGUUCACAAACACACUAAUGCAUCAGUCCUUGAAGCCACCCGGUUUUCUCAGGCGGAAAGGCCGCUGAAGAUGGUUAUCGGGACGCCCGGAGCCCUUGACACUUUACAUUUUGUCGAUGAUCAAACACUGGAGGCACCUCUUGCCGACGAUGAGAUUGAGGUCGAGGUCAAGGCAAUUGGUAUGAACUCCCGAGAUAUCUUGGCUGCAACCAACCAACUGGAAACGGAUGGUUUUGGUGUUGAGUCCAGUGGUAUUAUCACGCAGAUCGGAAACCGAGUAACCAAUCUCGCAAUUGGCGAUCGAGUCGCAAGCGUCACUGUCGCCCGCGGCGUCUACUCAACCUACACUCGUACCAAGGCAGCAUUUGCGCUGAAGAUUAGCGAUGACCUGUCGUUCGCGGCGGCCGCAUCGAUCCCAGUGGCAUAUUACACCGCAUAUUACGGUUUGAUCGAUCUUGGGCGACUUGGUAGCGAUGAAAGCGUUUUGAUCCACGGCGCUGCCGACCCGGCUGGCCUGGCCGCCAUUUCUCUGGCUCAAAUAGUCGGGGCUGAAGUAUUUGCUGCUGUUGGAAGUAUUGAGGAAAAGGAACUCGUUUCAAGCACUUACGGUCUCCCUGAUGAUCACAUUUUCUCUAGCCGUGGUGCUUCUUUUGGGCCAGUCAUCCGCCAAGCAACCAACAAACGAGGCGUCGAUGUUGUAGUAAAUUCGGUCGCUACAGACAACGACACUUUGAGAGAACUUUGGGGUUCUUUGAGUAGCUUCGGACGCUUCGUUGUUGUUGGAAAAAGGGAUGCUAGCGCAAGACUUGAAACCAAUCGAUUCGACAACAACACAAGUUUUAUCUCUGUUGACUUGAUGUCUGUCGCUGCAGAAAGGCCCAAAGUAUUGGAGCGCGUUGUUUCAAAUGUAUAUGGGCUCCUUCAAAACGGACAACUCAACCCUGCUGCCUCAAUUACAGUCUUUCCGAUCUCGGACGUUGAGACAGCAUUCAAAGUAUUGCAAAGCGGAACAUCACUGGGAAAAUUAGUUGUGGCCCCACAACCUGGGGAUGAGGUUAAAGCAACUCUUUCGACCAAGUUGAAUAUGCUGCUUCGCUCAGAUGCCACGUACAUCUUAAUUGGUGGAACUGGCGGACUGGGACGAAGUAUGGCGAGGUGGAUGGUUGAAAAAGGCGCCAGGAACAUUGUUCUUGUUUCCAGAAGCGGGUCUGCAACUGGCAAAGUCAAAGAACUUAUUGAUGAGCUCGCAACAGUUGGCGCCAAUAUUGUGGUCCGACGCUGCGAUGUUACUAACAGCAGCUCUGUAGACAACCUCAUCAAUAAUGAGCUAGUUGGCCUUCCACCUGUCAGAGGUUUGGUUCACGGUGCCAUGGUCCUUGAUGACGUUUUGUUUGAGAAAAUGACAUUCGGUCAAUAUACCACUGUUAUGGAGUCGAAGGUUCGAGGAGCUUGGAAUUUCCACAAUGCGCUCAAGAAUGACUCUCUUGACUUCUUUGUCACCAUAUCCUCCGCUGCUGGUGCCGUAGGAAACAGAGGUCAGGCUGCAUAUGCUGCAGCCAACACGUUCUUGAAUGCUUUCGUUCAAUAUCGCGUUGAGCUCGGCCUUCCUGCCUCGUCGAUCGACUUGACCGCUGUUUCCGACGCCGGUUAUCUUGCAGAAAAUCUCGAAGCGGCUGCGGAGGUUGCUAAGAAUCUUGGAAGCGAUACUAUCUGUGAAGCUGAAGUGCUGGCAUUGAUUGGAGCAGCCAUCAGUGGUCGCUUGGCGACUGCUUGUAAUCAUCACACUAUUACUGGUAUGCGGAUUACGUCUUCCACCCCGUUCUGGACUCCCGACGCAAAAUUCAAACACCUUCGUCUCGCUGCUGAGGCUGCAGCUGCAGAGAAUUCGACUGGGCAGGCCGCUGCCAUCUCUUUCCACGCCGCUCUCAAGGCUUCGAAAACAGCCGAAGAAGGUCAGGAGGUUGUGUGCAAGGGUCUAUUGAGCAAGCUACCCUCGGUUUUGAUGCUUGAGGAGGAAGAUAUGGAUGUCACGAAGUCACUCGCGAAUUACGCCCUUGACUCCUUGGUCGCCAUUGAGGUCCGAAACUUCAUCACACGAGAAUUCGAGGCCAAUCUUCAAGUUCUUGAGUUGCUUUCCAGUGGCUCAAUUGAAACAUUGGCGAAGACUAUCGUUGUCAAGAGCAAAUUGGUAUCCUUCUAG